Dendrobium catenatum is the source of this 1939-nucleotide messenger RNA. Its product is annotated as expansin-B16. The transcript has 4 exons. Gene Ontology annotation, biological process: sexual reproduction. Gene Ontology annotation, cellular component: plasmodesma; extracellular region. Bases 129 to 911 code for a protein of 260 amino acids. Lineage: Eukaryota; Viridiplantae; Streptophyta; Magnoliopsida; Asparagales; Orchidaceae. The record is from RefSeq and is a predicted model, not a curated record.
UGUUGUUUACACUGAAUAUAGAAGUAGAAGCUCGUUGGUUUCUCGAGGUUUCUUAAAGCGGAGGAGAAGAAGAGGGACAGAGUGAGAAAGGUUCUCUUUGUUUCAUCUUCUUCUCCAUUUUGAAAGCAAUGGCCGUCUCUCUUCUCUUCUCCUCCGUAAUAUUCUACUGCUUCCUCUUCCUCUGUUCCGCCGCCGGCGAACUCCGGACCGUCUAUGAUGCACAUUGGCAGCCCGCCACCGCCACUUGGUACGGCAGCCCCGACGGCGACGGCAGCGACGGUGGUGCGUGCGGGUACGGGUCGCUGGUGGACGUACGACCAAUGCGGGCGCGCGUGGGUGCUGUGAGCCCGGUGCUGUUUAAGGACGGGGAAGGGUGCGGCGCCUGCUACAAAGUGCGGUGUGCGGAUCAGUCCGUCUGUUCGCGGCGCGCCGUCACCAUCAUCGUCACCGACGAGUGCCCCGGCGGUUACUGUGCCUUCGGCCGCACUCACUUCGAUCUCAGCGGAGCCGCUUUCAGCCGCAUGGCCAUUGCUGGACAGGGUCCCGAGCUCCGCAACCGCGGCGAGAUCUCCGUCCUCUAUCGCCGGACUUUAUGCAAGUACCGCGGGAAGAACAUAGCCUUUCAUGUGAAUGAAGGUUCCACAGACUACUGGCUAUCUCUUCUUGUGGAGUUUGAAGAUGGUGAUGGAGAUAUCGGAUCAAUGCACAUUAAACCAUCAACUUCCACUGAGUGGAAAGAGAUGAAGCAUGUGUGGGGUGCAAGUUGGUGCAUAAUUGGUGGGCCGCUAAUGGGUCCUUUCUCUGUAAAGCUGACCACACUAUCCACGCAGAGGACUCUCUCGGCAAGAGAUGUGAUUCCAAGGAAUUGGUCUCCCAAAGCAACAUACACAUCACGCCUUAAUUUCUUUUAACAAAAUGCAGGUUUGGGGGAGGCCCUCCAAUCUCCAAUAGAAAAGAAAAGUAGCCGUUAGGUGGUGGUUGGCACUUUUUAAUGAGUAAAUGAACUACUUUUGUAUACCGUUAAAAGACUAGCCGUUACCCCAUCGUUCAUCGUCAUAUAAUAUUAAUAAAAAUGCUGUACUUCUAAAAAUUGCUACAUCAGCUGCUUAUGUGGAAGCUGAUGUCGUGAUGUGGCUCCUUCUCAUAUUCCGCAUAACUUCUCAUCUUCAUACUUCGCUCAAAAAUAAGACAUUUCACUCAUUUAUUUUGAACUUUAAGGUAUUUUACCCUUCGAUUUUAUCUAGGUAGAAUGCCUUAGGCUUCGUGUGGGACGGCUUUCUUUUUGUUUUUUGAAGCAGCUUUUUAAUAAAAAUUUAAAUUUUUUGUACUAGAAGUUGUUUUAAGAAGCAGAAAGAAAACCGUCCAAAACGAAGCCUAGUCCUAAGUGAAAUGCCUUAUCUAUGAGCGUGUGAAAGGAAGAGCUUCAUGUGGAGAAGAAGAGAGUUAUAAGUGUAACCUCAUUGGCACUGAUGUGAUUGCAAUUUGGGAAGUAUAGCAUUAGUCAAUCUUAAUUCUUAGCAUCUUUUAUGAGUAGAAGUUUGGAGAGAGUAUUACGGGAGGUGUCUGGAUUGUCCAGAGACAAAUUCGGACGUGUCACAUUACCCGGAUGUACUAGGCCCCGGAUGACGUGACGCUUUCAGAUUUACCUCCGGACGAAUCCGAAUGCCGCACGCAAUAAUUUUCCAGAAGUGUGAGAGUAAAUGUUGUAGUGACACCGUAGCCUUCUCCUAAGGAGAGAGAGCUUGUUUUCUGUCACUAUGGCCUUUGGGUAUACCUCAUUUUGGAUGGGAUUUCCCAACCUAGCUUAGAGGUAUGUAUCUGCCAUUCCUUUGGUCGAGAACCCUCUGGUUAGGCUGUUUAUUUGAAGCUUUCUUAAAUCUUGUUUGCAGCUUGUACUAAAACUUUAAUUGCCAUAAUCGUUUUUUUUUUCUAUUGUCCA